AUGCCUCGUCGUAAAUCAGCCGAAAGUUUAAAGAGGCAAUGUCUCUUCAGCAUUGCCAGAGACAUGGACAAGGUGUGGAGUUCGGAUUUCUACACAAAUUUUCGAGAUGUACCCCGACUCUUCUACGUAAUUGGACCUUUUUAUUUUUUAACCACAGAACUGACCCAGGAUCUGAUUAACAUCCUUGCAGAACAGCGAUGGCUGAAGCGACAUCACCUGCAGAUCUUGUUACACACACACCUGAAGCAAUUGGACCUUGAGGUGUGCCGUUCCAUUGCUAACCAUGACAGUGUGAUACGCAUGGUUGGGGUUAGGUGUCAGACGCUGUCCAAACUGAACUUGUCGUCACUGAAUCAGAUUUCAGCCAAAGUGCUGGUAGAUCUUGUCCUCAAUGUACCACAUAUCCAAUCACUGAUUCUUCAAAAUACCAAAUGUAAUGACCAAGUGAUGGCUACCAUUGGUCGAACCUGCUCACAACUUCGUGAACUCAAUGUCUUUGGUUGCCCAGUCACUGAUUCAGGAGCUUUUGGCCUUUGUCUGAAGUCUUCAGCCAAUGGUGGUCUCCCAAACUGCUCUCAGUUGGUCAGCCUGGACAUUGGUGCCACUGCAGUGAGCCUCUGUGGGGCCAGUGCUAUCCUUCAAACAUUGCAAUGUUUGCGUUAUUUCCACUACUGUGAUGUGUGUGCUGUCCUUGAGAAACUCUAUCUAGAUGUUCAACGUUAUGGCACUUCUAUCCUUGCUGGUCAUGGACGCACAUUUAAUGAGCGCGAUACUGUCGAUUAUUUGAGUAGUGCAUCUGAAGACACAGAAUCAACUCAAGACGCACAAAUGGACUUAGCAUCAAGUGACAAUGUAGCAGAUUCCUCAUCAGUAGAGGAAGGUGCUACUGGAAAUGGUUUUUUGAAUCAUAGCAAUGAUAACAGUAAAGAGACUGUGAAGACAAAGAAGAAGAGAGGCUGUAUACAAGUUGAGAGUUCAAAACAGUCCGAUUCAAAGCCAUUGUCUACAACAAAAAACCCUCAGAUAAGGACGUAUGCAAUAAAUUCACUUACUGCAACCGGUAUCCAGUGUGCAACAGUUACUGCACAUAGUAUCAAAUUUGCAUGUCAGUUGUGUCCAAAUGUGACAGAGGUUUAUCUGCAUCAAAACAUUGGUAACUCAGGUAUGGCAUAUCUUACACAAUUGCAACAGUUAAGUGUUCUUGAAGUUGUCAGUUGCGCACCAGACCCUAUCACAUUUGAAGAAGGUCUUGUGCCCGUCCUGAAGCAGGCAGGGCCAAAUCUUAUCCGGUUGACCCUCUAUGAUUUUGCUGACAUUGAUAUUAUUCGUAUUGGCCAGUACUGCCCACAGCUUCAACAUCUCUCGCUGGAGUCAUCAAUGUGUGAUUUCAAUGACUAUGAUGCAAAUGUUUUAAGGAAUCUGCUUAUUAAUGGCUGCCAGUGGCAAGACAACGUCUGUCCCCGUGACCAACCUGCUGGACAGAGCAAUGAUGAUGAUGAGGAGGAUGAUUUUUGGGGUGUCUGCAGGUUUCGUUCAGGAAUAACAUCAGGAAUGACAUGGUCAAAUGCCCCAUACCGCCCAGCAGUGAACCACCACAAUAGACAUGAUUACUUGCAGCCAACAUAUGAUGUAGCUGGAUCAGAGCCAACCAGUGAAGGCCUCUUUGCUCAUUUACGAAGUCUUCGCAUAAUCUUGUUAAGUGAGACAAAUAAUUUCCCUGCAGAUAUCCUUCGUCUGAUUCUAACCAAUGCCCGACACCUUGUGCACUUGCAUUUAACAAACAUGCAGUUCCUGACAGAUGACCUUCUGGCAGCAGUUUUGCUACAGAACCCAUUAUCUAGUCUGCAGACACUCGUACUGGAAAUGUGCAACAAUGUUGAUAGACGUUCAAUCUUGCGUCUACUCAAUGAUCAGAAGAAUGGACUGCAGAGACUAGACUUGAUUGAGUGCCAAAGUAUAACGCGCCGAGACUUUGAGCAUUUCCUUGAUAAGGUCGGUCGAGACAAUGUCGAUGUCACUAUCACCUGGAUGUAA
Messenger RNA from Acanthosepion pharaonis, 2034 nucleotides. The record is from the annotation of a GenBank genome assembly. NCBI's taxonomy places the organism in Eukaryota, Metazoa, Mollusca, Cephalopoda, Sepiida, Sepiidae.